Molecule: messenger RNA, 2543 nt
Organism: Helianthus annuus (common sunflower)
Lineage: Eukaryota; Viridiplantae; Streptophyta; Magnoliopsida; Asterales; Asteraceae
Exons: 4
Coding region: 35-2368 (777 amino acids)
Biological process (GO): DNA transposition
Molecular function (GO): DNA binding; transposase activity; zinc ion binding
Source: RefSeq, a predicted model, not a curated record
CUACCAUGCAAAUGUUGACAGGGGUGUGGAGUUUAUGGGAGCUGAAGUAGAGUCUGUUGGCAACCAUGAUGUGGAUACCAGUGAUGACUUAUUAGAUGAUGAAAAUCUAAGUUAUGAGUCUUUUGACAGUUUGACUGAUGAGGAAAUGGAAGAUUUCGAAACUAGGAGAAGUUUGAAAUUAAGAGAGUUGAGGAGGAAAAAGAGGGUUGCACAAUCAACAUCCCAAGUGACCUUUUAUGUGGGUCAGUUGUUUCCAACAGCCAAAGCGGCAAAAGACAAGAUAAACAAACAUGCAAUUGAAACAAGGAGGUCACUGUCUUUUCUGAGAAAUGAUAAAAGAAGAAUUAGGGUGGUUUGUGAGGGUAGAUGUCCAAUAUUCACAUGUGGGCCAAAUCAAACUGGGCCCAGCCAAAGUGGGCCUGGUAUCCAUAUACAAUCUGCAAGUGGGCCUGGUAUCCAAAAAGGCAAGGAAUCUUCUGCAAGUGGGACAAAAAAGGGGUUUAAAAAGGGAUUGGUAGAAUGCAAUGAUAAAAGGAAGGGUAGGUUAAAUAGUGUUGAUUGUCCUUGGGUUUUGUACUUGUCUAGAUUGAGUGAUGAAGAUGAGACUUGGGUGGUAAAGACUUACCAACCGGAUCACAAGUGUCUCACAUCCAGAAAAAUACAGCCUUUCACUUCUACCUUCUUGGCUAAACAAGAGUUUGUGAUGAAUCAGAUUGCAGCCAACCCUAAUAUUUCAGUAAGUAGGCUACAAGAAGAGCUUGGGAGGAAGUAUGAGCUGUCUGUGACAAAAAUGAAGGCUUUCAGGACAAAGCUCAAGGCCACCAAAAAGAUUGAAGGGGACUUCAAAGUUCAGUAUGCAAGCCUCAGGGACUAUGUCAUGGAACUGCACAGGACCAAUCCAGGUACAACAGUUAAAUUUGUUGUUGAGCCUGAGUGUAACCCACAUGCACCCACAAGGAUCUUCAAGAGGAUUUACAUUUGUUUGGGACCACUGAAAGAAGGGUUUAAAGAGUGUAGGAGGGAACUGUUGGGGUUAGAUGGGGCAUUUAUGAAAGGCCCCUACCCUGGUCAGAUGCUAACAGCAGUUGGUUUAGAUCCCAACAAUGGCAUUUAUCCUUUAGCUUAUGGAAUUGUUGAGGCUGAGAACAAAGACUCCUGGAUCUGGUUCCUACAGUGUAUUAAAGAUGACUUGGAUCUUCCAGAUAAUGCAAAUUUCACCUUCAUUUCUGACAGGCAAAAGGGAAUAAUACCAGCCAUAAGUCAGGUAUUUCCAGCAGCUGAGCAUAGAUUUUGUGCAAGGCAUAUUUGGCAGAACAUGAAACUUCAAUGGAGAGGAGAUGCCUUCAAGGAUUGUCUUCAAAAUGCAUCCAAAGCUUAUACAGUUCCAGAUUUUGAAGCAAAAAUGGAGGAGUUGAGGUUGUACAACAUUGAAGCUUAUAAUUGGUUGGCAAGUAUUCCACCCAUUCACUGGAGCAGGUCUCAUUUUACAGGUAGGGCACAAUCUGAUGUGGUGCUGAACAACAUGUGUGAAGUCUUGAAUGCAAGGACAGUCAAUGGUCGAGACAAGCCUAUAAUUUCUGCUUUGGAGUUUGUCAGAGAGUAUCUAAUGCAGAGGAUAGUGAAUGUCAUCAGGAAGAUUCGGCAGACAAAUGGUCCACUUACUCCUAGAGUUGCAAAGAUCUUUGAAAACACAAAGAAAUUAGCUGCAAAUUAUAAUGUUAGGUGGAGUGGUGGGACAAAGUAUCAAGUCAGUGGUAAGGUCACAGUGGAUGGUGCUGCAACACAUAAACAGUAUGUUGUGGAUGUUGUGGAUAGGGUUUGCACUUGUAGAGAAUGGGAAGUUUCAGGAAUCCCUUGUAGGCAUGCUGUGGCUGUCAAUUGGGACAUGGCAAUGAAUGGCCAAGAGGUUGGACCCCCAGAAUCAUGGGUUAAUGAAUGUUAUUAUCUUGAAACAUGGAAGAGGGUUUACAGUCAUACCAUUGGUCCCAUUAAUGGUAGAGAAUUAUGGCCAAAAUCACAGGUUCCAACCAACCUAACCCCACCUCUGCACCACACACCUAUCGGCAGACCUAAGAAGAAAAGAAGGAAGGAUGCUGUGGAGUUGCAGGAUGAAGUUGAAAGGGCUUCACAAGCAAGAAACAAGAGAAACAGGGCUGCUGAAGCUGAUAACGAGCAGGCUGUGGUUGGUGGCAAAUUCACAAGAAAAUGGAAGUCCGUGAAGUGCCAGAAGUGUGGUGAAAAGGGCCACAACCAAAGAACUUGUGGAAGGACCAAAACAGUUGCCGGGCCGAAGAAAGGGAAGAAAGGUAAGAAGAAGAAAGAUGGUAAUCAACCUACUGAGGCUGGUGAGGGAGCUCCAACUGUUUAAGGGUUAUGGUUCUUCGGGUUGUCGGGUUAUGGUUUUUGGGUUGUCUUAAGGGUUAUGGUUCUUUUGGGUUGUCUUAAAACAGUUAUGCAGUCUUUUGUGUCUCUUUAACCUGUUAAAACACUAUGACAAUUAUCAUGUAUGGUUGGAUGUUUAAUGUUCAGUCGUUUAAAGUUUA